GCAUUGCGACGGGUGAGAGUUAAACUGGUUUGCAGAGGGAGGGCAAAAGAAAGAAAAAAGAGAGAGGGAGGAAGCGAACAGAGACUAGUUCGACCCUAGUGAAUUGCGAGGCAGCAGUCUACCGAAGGGAGUGUUUCGCCGCGACUUUGACAACGACUGUGCUGCCCGUUCUAGAAAGCUAAGCCACCGAAUAGCGUGUGCAACUGAAAAGCAGUCUCCUCUCCCAUUUCCAGCAACCAUGUCGGACGCCGACAAAUUCCUGUACGUGGACCGCAACCUGGUCAACAACCCGCUGGCACAAGCUGACUGGGCCAGCAAGAAGCUGGUGUGGGUCCCCUCAGAGCGCCUGGGGUUCGAGCCAGGCUCGGUGAAGGAGGAGCAUGGCGAUGAGUGCCUGGUGGAGCUGGCUGACUCAGGCAAGAAGGUCAAGGUCAACAAAGAUGACAUCCAGAAGAUGAACCCGCCCAAGUUCAGCAAGGUAGAGGACAUGGCUGAGCUAACCUGCCUGAACGAGGCAUCCGUCCUGCACAACCUGAAGGAGAGAUACUACUCUGGCCUCAUCUAUACAUACUCUGGCCUGUUCUGUGUGGUGAUAAACCCUUAUAAGAACCUGCCCAUCUACUCAGAAGAGAUCAUUGAGAUGUACAAAGGCAAGAAGAGGCAUGAGAUGCCGCCACACAUCUAUGCCAUCACCGACACAGCCUACCGCAGCAUGAUGCAGGAUCGUGAGGACCAGUCCAUCCUUUGCACGGGGGAGUCUGGUGCAGGGAAGACAGAGAACACCAAGAAGGUGAUUCAGUAUUUGGCACAUGUGGCGUCGUCCCACAAGACCAAGAAAGACCAGACCAGCGCAGUCCUGUCACAUGGGGAGCUUGAGAAGCAGCUGCUGCAGGCGAACCCCAUUCUAGAGGCUUUUGGCAAUGCCAAGACGGUCAAGAAUGACAACUCCUCCCGAUUCGGAAAGUUCAUCCGCAUCAACUUUGAUGUGAAUGGGUACAUUGUUGGAGCCAACAUUGAGACCUACCUGCUGGAGAAGUCCCGUGCCAUCCGCCAGGCCAAGGAGGAGAGAACCUUCCACAUCUUCUACUACAUGCUGACUGGAGCAGGAGACAAGAUGCGCUCGGAGCUGUGCUUGGAGAGCUACAGUAACUACCGCUUCCUGUCCAAUGGCAACAUCACCAUCCCAGGCCAGCAGGACAAGGACAUGUACAUGGAGACCAUGGAGGCCAUACGGAUCAUGGGAAUCCCUGAGGACGAGCAGCUUGGUCUGCUGAAGGUGGUCUCUGCUGUCCUGCAGCUUGGCAACAUGAACUUCAAGAAGGAACGCCACUCCGACCAGGCCUCCAUGCCAGAUGACACAGCUGCCCAGAAAGUGUGCCACCUGAUGGGAAUGAACGUAACAGACUUCACACGAGCCAUCCUGUCCCCAAGGAUCAAGGUGGGCCGCGAUUAUGUGCAGAAGGCGCAGACGCAGGAGCAGGCAGAGUUCGCGGUGGAGGCCCUGGCCAAGGCCACCUAUGAGAGGAUGUUCCGCUGGCUGGUCAUGCGCAUCAACAAGGCACUGGACAAGACCAAGCGGCAGGGUGCCUCCUUCAUUGGCAUCCUGGACAUCGCUGGCUUUGAGAUCUUUGAGCUGAACUCCUUUGAGCAGCUGUGCAUCAACUACACCAACGAGAAGCUGCAGCAGCUCUUCAAUCACACCAUGUUCAUCCUGGAGCAGGAGGAGUACCAGAGGGAGGGCAUUGAGUGGAGCUUCAUUGAUUUCGGCCUGGACCUGCAGCCCUGCAUUGAUCUCAUUGAGAAACCCGCCAGCCCCCCUGGCAUCCUUGCCCUGUUGGAUGAGGAGUGCUGGUUCCCCAAAGCCACAGACAAAUCGUUUGUGGAGAAGGUGGUGCAAGAGCAGGGCACUCACCCAAAGUUCCACAAGCCCAAGAAACUGAAGGACGAGGCUGACUUCUGCAUCAUCCACUACGCUGGCAAGGUGGACUACAAGGCGGACGAGUGGCUCAUGAAGAACAUGGACCCAUUGAACGACAAUGUGGCCACGCUGCUGAAUCAGUCCUCAGACAAGUUUGUGUCAGAGCUGUGGAAAGAUGUGGACCGCAUUGUUGGCCUGGAUAAGGUGGCAGGGAUGUCUGAGUCCAUCCCAGGGGCCUUUAAGACCCGCAAGGGCAUGUUCCGCACAGUGGGGCAGCUGUACAAGGAGCAGCUGUCCAAGCUGAUGGCCACGCUUCGCAACACCAACCCCAACUUUGUGCGCUGCAUCAUCCCCAAUCAUGAGAAGAAGGCUGGGAAGCUGGAUCCUCACCUGGUCCUGGAUCAGUUGAGGUGCAAUGGUGUUCUGGAGGGCAUCCGUAUCUGCAGGCAGGGGUUCCCCAACCGCAUCGUCUUCCAGGAGUUCCGUCAGAGGUACGAGAUACUCACACCAAACGCCAUCCCCAAGGGCUUCAUGGAUGGGAAACAGGCCUGUGUGCUCAUGAUCAAAGCCCUGGAGCUGGACCCUAACCUGUACCGAAUUGGCCAGAGUAAGGUAUUCUUCCGUGCUGGAGUCCUGGCCCACCUGGAGGAGGAGCGGGAUAUGAAGAUCACCGAUGUCAUCAUCAGUUUCCAGGCCUGGUGCCGGGGCUAUGUUGCCCGCAAAGCAUUUGCCAAGAGGCAGCAGCAGUUAACAGCCAUGAAGGUGAUCCAGAGGAACUGUGCUGCCUACCUGAAGCUCAGAAACUGGCAGUGGUGGAGGCUCUUCACCAAGGUGAAGCCGCUGCUGCAGGUGAGCCGACAAGAGGAGGAGAUGCAGGCAAAGGACGAGGAGCUGAUGAAGGUGAAGGAGAAGCAGCAGUACGCUGAGCAGCAGCUGCAGGAGAUGGAGGCCAAACAGCAACAGCUGUGUGCAGAGAAGAUGGCGCUGCAGGAGCAGCUGCAGGCAGAGACAGAGCUGUGUGCCGAGGCGGAGGAGAUGCGAGCGCGUCUCGCCGCCAAGAAGCAGGAGCUGGAGGAGAUCCUGCAUGACCUGGAGGCACGUGUGGAGGAGGAGGAGGAGCGGGCCACUCAGCUUCAGACGGAGAAGAAGAAAAUGCAGCAGAACAUUGCGGACCUGGAGCAGCAGCUAGAUGAGGAGGAGGCUGCCAGGCAGAAGCUACAGCUGGAGAAGGUUACCAUGGAGGCCAAGGUUAAGAAGGUGGAGGAGGAUGUGAUGGUGCUGGACGACCAGAACAACAAGCUCUUGAAGGAAAAGAAGCUUUUGGAGGAGAGAAUCUCAGAGUUCACCACCAACCUGGCUGAGGAGGAGGAGAAGUCCAAAAGCCUGCAGAAGCUGAAGAACAAACACGAGGCCAUGAUCACUGACCUGGAGGACCGUUUGCGCCGGGAGGAGAAGCAACGGCAGGAGCUGGAGAAGAACCGGCGCAAGCUGGAAGGUGACUCUACUGAGUUGCAUGACCAGAUUGCAGAACUACAGGCCCAGAUUGCUGAGCUCCGUGCGCAGCUCGCUAAGAAGGAGGAGGAGCUUCAGGCCGCUUUGGCCAGGAUUGAGGAGGAGGCGGCCCAGAAAAACCUUGCCCAGAAGAAGAUCAGGGAACUGGAGGCACAGCUGUCGGAGCUUCAGGAGGACCUGGAGCUGGAGCGUGCGGCGCGUGCCAAAGCCGAAAAGCACCGCAGGGACCUGGGGGAGGAGCUGGAAGCCCUGAAGACCGAGCUGGAGGACACUCUGGACUCCACUGCAGCGCAGCAGGAGCUCAGGACGAAGCGAGAGACCGAGGUGGCCCAGCUGAAGAAGACUCUGGAGGAUGAGGCCAGAAUCCACGAGCAGCAGGUGCUGGAGAUGCGACAGAAACAUAGCCAGGCUUUUGACGAGCUCAACGAGCAGCUGGAGCAGGCAAAGAGGAACAAGGUGUCCAUGGAGAAGGCCAAGCAGGCACUGGAAAGUGAGCGGAACGAGCUGGCCAUUGAGCUGCAGACACUGAUGCAGGGCAAGGGCGAGUCAGAGCACCGGCGCAAGAAGGCCGAGGCGCAGGUGCAAGAGCUGCAGGUGAAGCACACCGAAAGCGAGAAGCAGCGGCAGGAGCUCGCCGACAAAGUGGUCAAGAUGCAGAUGGAGCUGGACAAUGUCAACAGUCUUCUUAGCGAGGUUGAGGGCAAGUCCAUCAAGGCAGCCAAAGACUGCUCCACUGUGGAGUCUCAGCUCCAGGACGUGCAGGAGCUGCUGCAGGAAGAAACACGGCAGAAACUGGCCCUGUCCACACGGAUGCGGCAGAUGGAGGAUGAGCAGAACAACUUGCGGGAGCAACUGGAGGAGGAGGAGGAAGCAAAGAAGAACGUGGAGAAGCAGCUGUACAAUGUACAGGCCCAGUUGGCCGAGAUGAAGAAGAAGAUGGAGCAGGAGGCAGGCUGUCUUGAGAGCGCAGAGGAAGGGAAGAAGAGGCUGCAGAGGGACUUGGAAAGCACAACCCAGAGGCUGGAGGAGAAAAUUGCUGCCUAUGACAAGCUGGACAAGACCAAGACCCGGCUGCAGCAGGAGUUGGAUGACCUGAUGGUGGACCAGGACCAUCUGAGGCAGAUCGUCUCCAACCUGGAGAAGAAGCAGAAGAAGUUUGACCAGCUACUGGCGGAGGAGAAGGCUAUCUCCAGCCGCUUCGCAGAGGAGCGGGACCGAGCUGAGGCUGAGGCCCGUGAGAAGGAAACCCGCGCUCUGGCACUGACCCGUGAGCUGGAGACCAUCACGGACCUAAAGGACGAGCUGGACCGGGCCAACAAGCUGCUCCGAGCAGAGAUGGAGGACCUGGUCUCCUCCAAGGAUGACGUGGGAAAGAGCGUUCACGAGCUGGAGAAGGCCAAGCGUGGGAUGGAGCAGCAGCUGGAGGAGAUGCGUACACAGCUAGAAGAGCUGGAGGAUGAGCUCCAGGCCACAGAGGAUGCCAAGCUGAGGCUGGAGGUCAACAUGCAGGCCAUGAAAGCCCAAUUCGAGAGAGACCUGCAGGGCCGUGACGAGAUGGGUGAGGAGAAGAAGAAGCAGCUGGUCAAACAGGUGCGGGAGAUGGAGAUGGAGCUGGAGGACGAGAGGAAGCAACGCUCUGUCGCUGUGGCAGCCCGCAAGAAACUAGAGCUGGACCUGAAGGAGCUGGAGGCAGCCAUCGACAUGGCCAACAAGAACCGCGACGAGGCCCUGAAACAGCUGAAGAAGUUGCAGGCUCAGAUGAAGGAUGUGCUGCGGGAGCUGGAGGACACACGGAUGUCCCGCGAGGAAAUCCUGGCCCAGUCUAAGGAGACAGAGAAGAAGUUGAAGGGCAUGGAGGCUGACAUGAUCCAGCUGCAGGAGGAGCUGGCUGCUGCAGAGAGGGUGAAGCGACAGGCCCAGCAGGAACGGGAUGAGCUGCAGGAUGAGAUCAACAAUCAGGCCAGCAAGAAUGCUCAGGUCGCAGAGGAAAAACGCAGGCUGGAGGCACGCAUUGCUCAACUGGAAGAAGAACUGGAGGAGGAGCAGUGCAACACAGAGCUUGUUAACGACCGUCUGAAGAGAGCCCAGCUGCAGACUGACCAGAUCAAUGUGGAGCUGACAGCUGAGCGCAGUACCUCGCAACGGCUGGAGGGGGCACGUGCACAGCUAGAGAGACAGAACAAAGAGCUGAAGCUGAAGCUGCAGGAGCUGGAAGGAACAGUGAAGAGCAAGUACAAGGCCAGCAUCGCUGCCCUGGAGGCUAAAAUUGCCCAGCUGGAGGAGCAACUGGACAUCGAGACACGGGAGCGGCAGUCAGCCUCCAAGCUGUUGCGCCGCACUGAGAAGAAGCUGAAAGAGGUUUGCCUGCAGGUGGAUGACGAGAGACGUAACACUGAACAAUACAAAGACCAGGCGGACAAACUUAACUCCAGAAUGAAGCAGCUGAAGAGGCAGCUGGAAGAGGCUGAGGAGGAGGCCCAGAGAGCCAAUGCCAAUCGCCGCAAGCUGCAGCGUGAGCUGGAGGAUGCCACAGAAUCUGCCGAUGCCAUGAACCGUGAGGUCAGCAGCCUCAAGAGCAAGCUCAGGCGUGGGGACUUGCCUUUUACCAUGCGGCGCAUCGUCAGCCGUGCAGGAAUCGAGAGCGAUGAGGAGAAUGAGACCAAGAGCGAGACCCCUGAACCCAAACCUGAGUAACCUGUCUGCCACUAAACUCUACAACACCAACAGGCUGGAGUGGUGAACUGCAACUCACACUUAGCAUAGACAAAUACAUGUACAACACUGUUAACAUGCAAACUAAUGCCAAGACACAUUACUGUAACAGACAUUGACACAUGAACACAUUGAAUACUGUACUCCACAAUACUGUUGUAUACUGAUGUACAGUUGACAAUCUUUUUGAUAAUUUCACUGAAGUUGAUAGACAAUCUACACAAUGCUACUCAACUCUGAGAAUCAACAGGCAGAUACACGCUCUUCCUUCUUGGAAUUUGAAUAUGAAUGAUAUUUUUGUAAGGAAACAUUUCCAAUUAUGUUGUUCCUUUUUCUGGGUCUAUUUUUCUAACUCAAUGAAGAAAUAUAAAAUGGAAAAAAAACAUACACAAAGGGGACCAAAGUAAUAUCUAGAGAUUCAUAUUUUGUUCUGAAGAUUUUAUAACGGUUGAAGUAUGAAGGUUUAUGUAUCUCUUAUCUUUUCUGCACCUCUGUUCUUAAUGCAGGGAGAAAUUGUGCUGAAAUUUACUGUUGAAUUUAUUAUUAAAUUUAGCUGCAUCACACAUGAUAAUGCUUAGGGCUUUAUACAAGAACUGUAGUUUAGCACUUGCCACAUGCGCUCAUAUUUGGAUGUAUGCAUUUAGAUGCACACAUGCAGAAGUAAAUUAAUAUACAUUGCAACACACUGAAAUUUCUGAAGAGCUGCAUGUCAGUGCACAUGUGUCCUUGAAGGAGAUUUUGCACUGAGCAUCUCCAUGUGUUUCAGGUUACAUAGCAAACUCACUGUACACACCUAUGCACAGGUCAGAAGGGCAAGAUUGAGGUAGAUGCACUUAGCACCCAGAAGUAUGACAUGAACUCUUAAGUGCUUUUAAGCAGAUGCAAAUAAGCACCAUAGCCUUAUAAACCACAGUUAAAUUCUGCUGUUUGUGUUGUUUUUUUUUUUUUUUUUUUUGGGGGGGGGGGGGCAUGUCUAAUUUUAUACUUAUUUCUUUAUCACUUUCAAUGUUUUAUUGAUAUGCAGGGCUGCUGGGGGUGGUGGGUGGUAAUCUUUCACGGCGCACACUUUCUUUUCUGGGCACAGCUUUGUGGAAGACUGCUAGAUUGGCUGAGGCGGUUUCAUUAACCCUGCCCCCCCCCCCCCCAUGUACACACUCAUGAAGUUGAAAGUACUCUGGCAGGGUCAUGUUUCCCUCUGCAUCCCAUGUUGUGUUUCUGUCCCUUUUCUCUGAGCACCUCCACCCCCGUUCUCCUCUUGCUCUGACCCAGAGAUGAGGGAGGGAGCGGGUGUUCUGUGAAGUAUCUAGCGUGAUAGAGCGGAAGGUCAAAGGCUUGCGAGCGACCCGUGAGCUGUGUUGUUUAGCUUUGUUUUCCGCUCACACUGCUGGGAAGCGAGAGGAUUAUUAUACAUGGGUAAAUUUGAUAUUGAAUCUCUUGUGUGAUUAACUCCUAAUUUUAUACUGUUCAUUUUUCUCUGCUGCUCAGAAAAAAAUAAAUAUAAAAGAUGAAUCCUGAAGUUGGUAUUAUUGCAAUAAAGAUGGCUUUCUCAACCGCUA
Molecule: messenger RNA, 7698 nt
Organism: Megalops cyprinoides (Indo-Pacific tarpon)
Lineage: Eukaryota; Metazoa; Chordata; Actinopteri; Elopiformes; Megalopidae
Product: myosin-9-like
Exons: 41
Coding region: 239-6124 (1961 amino acids)
Cellular component (GO): myosin complex
Molecular function (GO): actin filament binding; cytoskeletal motor activity; ATP binding
Source: RefSeq, a predicted model, not a curated record